This is a messenger RNA of Octopus bimaculoides (California two-spot octopus), 1000 nucleotides long. RefSeq names its product protein FAM98A-like. The record is from RefSeq and is a predicted model, not a curated record. NCBI's taxonomy places the organism in Eukaryota, Metazoa, Mollusca, Cephalopoda, Octopoda, Octopodidae. Gene Ontology annotation, cellular component: tRNA-splicing ligase complex.
AUUUGUUUAAAUGGAAUGUCUAGGAAUGAUGUGAUUGGUCUAAUUUCUGGUUUCUCAUUACAGGUUGUGUCAUGGCUCAGUUUGGAACUGGAAACUAUUGCUGAACUUGAAGAACAUGUGAAUGCCAUCACAAACAAAGAUGAUUUUGGUUCCUUUUUGUUGGAGGUCAGUGCCCUCCUGCGAGAACUGGACUGCCCUUAUCAAACACUCAUAUCAGGGCCAGUUGAAGAGAGAUUAAACAACCGUGAAUCCCGUUUGCAACUUCUUGAUUAUCUUACAACUGAACUGUCCACUUCUAGAAUCAUCUACAUCAACAAACCUACUCCUUUAAUUGUGGGAGAGAAAAAAAGGAAACAAGACGACGAAACAGAAGUAGCAUUCUUGCUGAAAACUGCCCUGACCGCAUUGGAUCUCCACAACACCCCAACUGAUGUCAUGCCAGAAAAACUCUUUGCAGAUAUUGAAAGUACACUGAAGAAUAUCAUAGAAAAAUAUCCGAACAGUGUUGAGAAAUGUGCUCUGACUCACUCGCUUACUGCCGAACAAUGGGCGAAACUUGAGGAAAUAAUUGCCAGUUUGAACUGUGAGUAUGAAGUGAGACGAGAGAUGUUGCUUAAAAGAAUUGAUGUCACGGUUCAAUCGUUCAUGUGGUCUAAGUCGUUAACUAACGAAAUUCUCAAGGUCUAUACCCCUAAACGAGGUAAGCUGCAAUCAAGAUGUCCCGUGUCCAUCCCGAAGCUGUUGUCCAGUAGACAGAGCCUUUUAAACCACCAGAAAACCAGCAGUGGCAAGGCAAGGGAGGUAACCAAGUGUGAAAUUAAUAAAGUGUUGAUUGGCAGUGUACCUGAUCGUGGAGGUCGGGCUUGGGAACAUGAUAUCCCAAGAGAAAUGCCUUCCUUCAAGAAGAGGGCUGAAGGAGGAGGAGGAAGAGGAGGUCGUCGGGGUGGGUUUGGGAAAGAAAAGAAAUUCCGUAAACAUUAAAAUAAUUUUUCACACUUGU